Messenger RNA from Ailuropoda melanoleuca (giant panda), 2775 nucleotides. It is a transcript of the gene STOM, whose product is annotated as stomatin. The record is from RefSeq and is a predicted model, not a curated record. The transcript has 8 exons. Gene Ontology annotation, cellular component: plasma membrane. Bases 246 to 947 code for a protein of 233 amino acids. Lineage: Eukaryota; Metazoa; Chordata; Mammalia; Carnivora; Ursidae.
UCGCGGAAGCUGUUCCAGCAUCGUUGACGAGGACGUGAGAGCGGCGCCUCCGGCUCGGGCAGCAUGGCUGAGAAGCGGCAAACAGGAGACGCCGAAGCCCGGCGGCUCCCCGACUCCUUCAGGGAUGCGUAGCAACAAAGGCUAAAAAAAAAGAUAGCCCCAGUACGGGCCUUGGACCUUGUGGCUGGAUUUUGGUGGCUGUCUCGUUCUUGUUCACGGUUAUAACUUUCCCCAUAUCGAUAUGGAUGUGCAUAAAGAUCAUAAAAGAAUAUGAAAGAGCCAUCAUCUUUAGAUUGGGUCGCAUUUUACAAGGAGGAGCCAAAGGACCUGGUUUGUUUUUUAUUCUGCCCUGCACUGACAACUUCAUCAAGGUGGACAUGAGGACCAUUUCAUUUGACAUUCCUCCUCAGGAGAUCCUCACCAAGGACUCGGUGACAAUCAGUGUGGAUGGCGUGGUCUAUUACCGCGUCCAGAAUGCCACCCUGGCCGUGGCAAAUAUCACCAACGCCGACUCGGCAACCCGUCUUCUGGCACAAACAACUCUGAGGAACGUCCUGGGCACCAAGAACCUUUCCCAGAUCCUCUCCGACAGAGAAGAAAUUGCACACAACAUGCAGUGUACCCUGGAUGACGCCACUGAUGACUGGGGAAUAAAGGUGGAGCGUGUGGAAAUUAAGGACGUGAAGCUCCCCGUGCAGCUCCAGAGAGCGAUGGCUGCAGAGGCAGAAGCUUCCCGGGAGGCCCGCGCCAAGGUCAUUGCAGCCGAGGGAGAAAUGAACGCAUCCAGGGCCCUGAAAGAGGCCUCCAUGGUCAUCACUGAGUCUCCUGCAGCCCUUCAGCUGCGGUACCUUCAGACGCUGACCACCAUCGCUGCCGAGAAGAACUCCACGAUCGUCUUCCCCCUGCCCAUAGACAUGUUGCAAGGCAUUGUGGGGGCAAAACACUGAGCCGCUGAGGCCAACACAGAGAUGUGCCCUUCCUUUCCAGGGUAGAGUGGGGACCAAAUCAGCCCGUAACCUGUAAGGAGAGAGGAGGGUGGGACCUCGACUAUCCUUCCUCUCUUUCCUUUUCCGUAUGUUGACUGCAAGGUUCUUAGAAUGUGUAGUGAUCCUAGCAGCAGAUGAAGAUUUUUAGCUUGUAAAUACUGAGAAAGAGAAGGGGUGCGGGGAAGGGACUGGUGGUUUAUAGAAGAUAAUUUCUUACUCUUUACAAUAUUUAAAAGUUCAUAUAUUUAGAUCAUUAUGGAAUAGGUUCAAUCCCGCUUGUUUUGACUUUUCACUGGGUCAUUCUGCAGGCAGGCCAAAGGCAAGAAAAUAGUUAUGACCUCCACUUGACACCCUGGCUGGACAAAUGCUUUGCAGAAAGCAAAGACCUUAGGCAAUGACCAGCUUCUCUGGGCCACACGUGCCUUACUUCCGGGGAAUCUUAAGGAAACAUUCCUGCCAUCCGCUUAGUUUCUAAUCCCAGGCCAUGUUUCAAAAUGAUCCUCUCUCGAGAGGAGGCGUUUUCUUGCCUGUACCUGUCAACAUUGGAGGAAAUGGUCAAGAUCAGUGAGAAAGAUAAUGUUAACCCUUGAAAUACUUUAAAAUCCACUGUCACAAAAAUCCUUUAAGAGUAAUAUGUUUCUUUUCUUUUUUUUUUUGCUCGAAACUUCUCUGGGCCUCUCUACGACCAAAUGAUUCCCUUGUGGUCUUUCAAACCAGCUAAGUACUUGUCACAAAAGUGCUUUUUUCUCACUUUUGCCUAUUUUCAUAUAUCAGGUUCUCGAUAGUUUGAUUUUUUAAAUGACACUUUCUCUAAAUUCUAUAAACAAUUGUUUAUAUACCCAUUUGAAUAGCUUAAGGACUAAUACUUUUUUUAAAAAAAUGUCUUCAGAAAGCCAUUCUGCUUUACUGUCUGCAUGCUAUUAACUACUGUACACUGUGAAAUAUUUUGGUUCCCAGUCCUGUUCAUUGAAUACUAUAAGGAAUUCACAAUAUAUUGGGCACAUUGUAGCCAAUGAGCUUGGGGAGACACUGUCAAGCUUAGGAUAUAUAUACGAAUCUAGGUCUUUUUUCUACUUGCGGAAUCCUCUUUUUCUGUCACCUGUGUCAAAGCCGGAAGAGGAAGUGCUCAGCCCCUCUCAACCACAGCUGCUUAUUCUGCAGUAAUAGAAAGCACCUUCAGUUUUCCAAAUGCCUGUGAAUCUGAGCAACCUGGCAUUCUUCCUGCUGGUCCAAACACCUGAAUGGCGACAUUCCUUCUUGAGGCUCUGAAUUCACCUCGACAGGUCUUCCCUACCCAGAGCCACCCUGCGUCUCUGUCCUUAGCGAGAUCACUCUUUCAGUCCCAGACUAUAAGUGUCCUCUCCCCGAUCCCCCAUUUCCAAGCUUAUUUUAGGAAACCUUGAGUCAUGUAUCCAGGUUUCCAGCUGAGUUUAUUAGGUAUAUAUAUGGAGCAUUUUGGCUUGGAACCCAAGGUACUCAUUUUAAAUAAUGAUCUUAUCUCUUUGGUGAGGCGGUGACCCAUGAGGACCAGGAAACAACCCCACAUCCUGGCUGAAAAUCUCUUCUCAGGCUUCGAGUAACCGUUCUUUCUGCUCCUGGAGUUUCCCUAUUUGCAGAUACCGGUCUUCGCCUCUCUGCCUCGUGGAUUCAUAGCCCAGUAGGUUGGGAUUACAUUGCUUGAGAGGGAGGAAGCAUAAAAGGGGUCUAGGGUGAGUGUUGCUGCAAGAGGUUUUCCACGUGGCCUCCCUUUCCAAUGCUGUACAUAAUAAAGUGUGCACUUUUACUCAUU